Rhinichthys klamathensis goyatoka is the source of this 2117-nucleotide messenger RNA. RefSeq names its product adenylate kinase 4 (gene ak4). Gene Ontology annotation, biological process: nucleobase-containing compound metabolic process. The record is from RefSeq and is a predicted model, not a curated record. Gene Ontology annotation, cellular component: cytoplasm; mitochondrion. Lineage: Eukaryota; Metazoa; Chordata; Actinopteri; Cypriniformes; Leuciscidae. Bases 199 to 879 code for a protein of 226 amino acids. The transcript is spliced from 6 exons. Gene Ontology annotation, molecular function: AMP kinase activity; ATP binding; nucleoside diphosphate kinase activity.
AGGGCGUUUAUGUUUCUCCUCCAUUCAUUUGCAGAGAGGAGACGCUCGCGUCUACAUAAAGAGCAGUAGGCGGUGCGUCAGCGAAGCAAGGGCUAACGUUACCCGAGUUUAAUGAACAGUGUGACAACGGGCUCUGUUUUCACCGUGCAAAUAACAGUUUUUUAGCACAGUACUCUGGGUGGGUAACUCUGUGAGGAUAUGUCCAAGUUAUUCCGGGCUGUUAUCAUGGGUCCCCCAGGCUCGGGGAAAGGGACCAUCUCGGAGAGGAUCGCGCACAGUUUCGGCCUUAAACAUUUGUCCAGUGGAGACUUUGUUCGAGAAAACAUCUCUGCGAAAACUGAAGCUGGUGUUCUAGCCAAGACGUAUAUAAAAAAAGGAUUGCUGGUGCCAGAUCAUGUCAUGACACGUCUUCUUUUGCCUAGAUUGGUGGAGAUGACCAAAUACAGCUGGUUGUUGGAUGGUUUCCCCCGAACACUUGCUCAGGCUGAAGCCCUAAACAGUGCAUGUGAUCUGGAUAUAGCCAUCAACCUCAACAUCCCUCUGGAAACACUGAAGGAAAGGCUGCGACAUCGCUGGAUACAUCCAGCCAGUGGGAGAGUGUACAAUAUGUGCUUCAAUCCUCCCCGUGUCCAGGGGAUAGAUGACAUCACAGGAGAGCCAUUGAUUCAACAGGAAGAUGACAGACCAGAAGCCCUGGUGGCCAGACUGAGACACUACAAAGAUGUUGCCAAACCUGUCAUCGAUUUCUAUAAGGCUAAAGGCAUCCUGUACACAUAUUCAGACACAGAGACUGAUCAUAUCUGGCCGAAUAUCUGCACACUUCUCAGCACAAGGAUCCCCACCAUCCAAUCAAAUGCACGGUGUGCUUCAACUCCCUGAGGAAAUCCUCUCAUAAUCUUAUAUCCAAGAGAACAACGUGGCCUCAUCUCAGAGGAAUUUCUGAUUGACCACGUCGAUUUCCAAAGAUUCCAUGCUAAUCAUUUUUAUGAUGGCAGCGUGUUCGUUCGUGGUAUAGUAUUAUUCUUCAUAGUGCUAUCUUUGAUUAUUUCACUUGCUGAAAAGAUUUCCUACAUUUCUAGAACUUGCUGUCUGCUUUUAUAGUGUUAUUGGUUCCUAUAUUUCAAUUCAGAGUGCACAGAUUUCAUAUAGAUGAGAUUAAAUCACAUAUGAAUAAUAAGUGAAGGGUAGACGCAUGUGACUUUGUCUGAUUGGAUGAGACUGAACUGUUCAAGCAUUUCUGUGAGAUUCUAACCAGUUUCAAUUAUUUCUGAGAUGGCUUUACUUUAUAUCCUCUCUGUCUGUGGUGUUUAGCUUUCUCACAUAUUUCAUUGUAGUGUUGUCAUGCUAUACAUCAUAAAGAAUGCUUUAAUUAUGUUUGUUUUACAAGCUUUAUAAUCCAAAAAUGGCACAAAUACCUUGGUAAAGUACAAUUUCUUAAUCUGCUGAAAUUGCUAUUGAGGACACCAGGCCUUAUUCUUUGAAAAACAGUGAUAUAAUGUUUAACUGUUAAAAAUCAAACCAAUGUAUUGGUAACACUAUAGCAAAUGGCUGUAUAUAAGUAAUGUAAUGAAAUAAUCCUAUUUCAUUUCAAAUGUUCAUUAAACACUGCCUCCUUUUUGGUAAAUAAAUACUGUUCGGCAUUGCAUUUUUAAGACCCAUAUAUCUGAGAGAACUUUCGAUAAGAAAGAAUCUAGUGAUGUUUUAUGAUUUUAUAUAUAUAUUGUAACUAUUUGUAAAUUAAUAACUGUGACUGUGUUCAGCCAUUACAACAGUGAAAGUGAUUAAAGCGCAGAUUUACCAGAAACCAAAGAUGCAAUUAUACAAUUAGUUUCAAAUUAGUCCCCAAAACAAAAGAUAAGCUGAAGGAUCUCAGAGUGUUAGGCACACAUGACCUUGUGAUACUAUUUGUUUCCGUUUCAGUUUACUUUUAUUCUUAAUUGCUUCCCAUUCUCUCUCUUUCAUUUUUUUGUUUCAGUCCUAUACACCAGCCAAUAAGGGUUGGAGAAAACACUUAAAAUAAUUCCACACCAUCUUGAUGUGCAAUACCAUUUACAAGAAUUAACAUGUUUGAGCUUUCCUUUUUCCCCCCCAAAAAAAUAAAUGUAUUUUCACAGAAA